This is a messenger RNA of Caenorhabditis bovis, 1263 nucleotides long. NCBI's taxonomy places the organism in Eukaryota, Metazoa, Nematoda, Chromadorea, Rhabditida, Rhabditidae. The record is from the annotation of a GenBank genome assembly.
AUGCCAAGAAUGGCUCGGAUGAUGUCAAUGCCCGGGCCAUCCGAGCCGACAACCUCAUCGGGCCAACCAUCCUCGUCUGCAGCAGCAUUGAUGUACAAGGAAGGAUGUGCUGUGUGUGGUGACAAAAUUAACGGAUGUCGCUAUGGGGCACCCGCAUGUCUUGGCUGCAUCGUGUUCUUCCGACGAGCUGUCACCAACGCCACCGUAUACAAGUGCCUCAAAGGAGGGCAAUGCUUGAUAACGAAUGAAUCUCGAUGUAUUUGCCGCUAUUGUCGACUCCGAAAAUGUUACGAUGUUGGAAUGAAGGCUUCUGCAAUUCAACGUCGCGAUGUAAUGGGACCUAGAAAACCGAAGCCGGACACGAAGGUGAAGCAAGAAGUUAUCGACGACACUCCGAAUCUCAAAUGUCAGUCUGUCGGAUCGGGCAAAUCGAGCGGACCAAGUAUUGUUGGAGAUUCGCCAAAACCAUCGAUUAAUUUCAUUGGUUCUUUGCAUCGAUUACAAAAAUGGCAAACGGCUGGACAUCGCUCAUUCUUUGCUGCUCGCGAACCAAUGUCUUUGGACUCUGACACUUUUUUUGAAGUUUUUGAUAGAAAGAUGAACGGCGACAACUUUCGGCGAGCUCGAGCGUAUGAUGUCAAUUCGAUGAUUCGGCUUGCAAUCGUCGAUUCAGCUCAAUGGGCAAACCAGUUUGAACCGUUUCGACGUCUUCCACUGCAGGAUAAAAAGAAUAUAUUGACUGAGUACAGUUUCACAUUUAUGCUUGUCGACCAAGGGUUUCGAACUGCGCAAAGAAAAGAUGAUAACUUUUGGGUUCUCCAAAAUGGCACAUUUAUGCAUGAAGACUACUUUUAUGGAUUGCCUGAAGAGGACGCGAAACUUGACCAAGCUCAGACGAAAGCCAAAUUACAUCCGUUAUUUAUUAGAGAAUCCUUAUAUUCAGUGGGACUUCCCAUGAGACAAUACAAAAUUGACGAAGUCGAAUGCGCUGUUCUCAAAACCAUUCUUUUACUAGGACAUAAGCAACAUUUUACACAAUCGAUGCCAUCGGUGAGCAAUUUGAUGAAUCGAUGCCUAACAGAGCUCAUGGAGUACUGUAAAUCGAAGGACCCGUUGAAUGCACCCGAACGCGCCGGUGCUGUGAUUCUCAUCACUUCUUCAAUCCGAUGCACAAUCAAGGCUGUUUAUAAUCAGACUCGCGUCUCCGACGUGUUCAGCCUCAUGAAAUUUGACCCAUUAGUCCGUGACGUGCUUUUGUCAUAA